GUAUCUAACCCUUCUCAGGAGAAUGCUCUACGAAAGUACCAUCAAUCGGGCAAAAAAUCAUCUACUAAGCCAAUCAGCAAACUGCAAUUUCGGGCAUCCAUGCUUCGAGGUAGUGCCUUGCCUUUGAACAAAAGAAUCCCUUUAUCAUAUACAGGAUCGUAUAGGAGAGCACGUUCACCAGCAGAUAAUAGGAAAACUGAGUCAACUAAAUCAAAUACUCAACCAGUAUACGGUGCAGAUAAAUCAAAAUCCAUAAGCAUAGAACGUACAACUGAGAGUACAAAUGAAGAACCCAACUCCACAACACAGUACACCAGUAUUCCAUCAUCUUUGUCAUCGUUAACUAAAACAUCAGCGAAGUCCACCGAAAGUCCAGUAGGGACAUCGAUAAUUCAAACAGAACCAUUGUCAGAAUACCCCGAAAAAUAUAUUCCCAGCAAUCCAACUCGAUCCGAGCCUGCAAUGGAUUCAAAUGAAAAACAUGACCAGACAUCUUCCACCCCAGUGUCAAUGAUUACCCCAUCCAAUCUCCCGCCUAGUACUUCUUCAGAUACUCCGUCAAUUCCCGAAACUAUGCCAAAGUCCACGGAAAGUAGAGAUGGGGCAUUAACUAAUCAAACAGAAAUGUUAUCAGAAACUCAGGGGCAGAAUACUCCCAGUAUACCCACACAAUCCGAACAUCCAAUGGAGACCGAGCAAUAUGAUCAGACAUCCACUUCCAUCCCAUUGUCAACGAUAGCCCAAAACAAUAUACUGCCCAGUACUUCGUCAGAUACACCAUCGAUAGCAGAAACUUCAGCAAGGACUGCCGGAAGUCCAAAUCUGACAUCCACUGCCCAAACAGAACGAACGACUAUUUUAUCUGAACCACCAGGAAAAGUCACUUUCGCUUCACUUGAGAAAUCUUUGAUAAAUGAGCCUUCAACAAUUUAUUCAUUGGUGUCCACAUACGGAUCUUCUUCAGCCUCUGGCACGAUGUCUGAACCUUUCGGGGAAUCCACAGAAAUACCAGAUCUUGAUUCGGUUUUCGAGACACAACCUACGAUGCAGUCAAUGGAAUCUCCUGCCAGCAAUCCGACGGAUACACCAUCGAUAAAGGAGCCUUCACCUAUUUAUUCAUCCGAAUCCACAGACGAAUAUCCUUCAGACACAGGCAUGAUGUCUGAACUAUUCGGGGAAUCCACAGAAAGACCAGAUUUUGCUUCGGUUUUCGAGACACAACCUACGAUACAGUCGACAGAAUCUCCUGCUAGCAAUCCGACGGAUACACCAUCGAUAAAUGAGCCUUCACCUAUUUAUUCAUCCGAAUCCACAAACGAAUAUCCUUCAGGCACAGGCAUGAUGCUCACCAUCGUCAAGCAAAACUUCAAUGAAAUCCACAGAAAGUCCAGUUCUGAAAUCCACUUUUAG
Molecule: messenger RNA, 1410 nt
Organism: Drosophila guanche
Lineage: Eukaryota; Metazoa; Arthropoda; Insecta; Diptera; Drosophilidae
Product: cell wall protein DAN4-like
Exons: 2
Coding region: 100-1410 (436 amino acids)
Source: RefSeq, a predicted model, not a curated record